GGAGGCGUACCAAGCUGAUCUUUCGAUAGAUCUGAAUAAGCACCACGUACCUGCGACGUUUAUGGACAAAUUGGCUUAUUGGACCGUCAAAUCCCUCAGAUGGCCCACCGACUUAUUCUUUCAGAGGCGAUAUGGCUGCCGGGCAAUGAUGCUAGAAACUGUAGCUGCUGUUCCAGGCAUGGUGGGUGGCUUGCUGCUGCACUGCAAGUCACUGAGGCGCUUCGAGCACAGCGGCGGGUGGAUCAAAGCCCUGCUGGAAGAAGCUGAGAAUGAGCGUAUGCAUCUCAUGACCUUCAUGGAGGUAUCUAAUCCCAGGUGGUACGAGCGCGCUCUUGUGUUUACUGUCCAAGGUGUUUUCUUCAAUGCUUACUUCUUAGGCUAUAUGAUAUCUCCGAAAUUCGCUCACCGUGUGGUGGGUUACCUCGAGGAGGAGGCAAUACACUCUUACACCGAGUUCCUCAAGGAACUCGACAAGGGCACCAUUGAGAAUGUGCCGGCUCCGGCCAUUGCCAUCGAUUACUGGCAGCUGCCCGCGAACUCAACCUUACGUGACGUUGUCAUGGUUGUGAGAGCGGAUGAGGCUCACCACCGCGAUGUCAACCACUUUGCAUCUGACAUACAUUAUCAAGGACGUGAGUUGAGGGAGUCUCCUGCUCCAGUUGGUUAUCACUGAGAAGCCUAUAAUUUUGGGUGAUUACAUGAACAAAAAAAAAAAAAAAAGGAGAAAGCAUGAGAAUUUCUUGACAUGAAAUAAGUGUUUUUUUCAGAAGUGAUGAUGGUAUCUGGCAUCUACAUAUGGUCUGCUAUCAAUUUGAUUUUGUUGUAAAUACAUUAUGGAGUUACUUGGGUGUGAACAUCUCCCUUUUUCACUAUGGUUGUAGACUUAUAUAUGUCAAUUAAGGUUGAACAUGGUACCUUCCUCAUAUUUGUAGACAGAAAACUAAGAACUAUUUGUAAUUCUAAAGGUAAUAUUGCUAA
Messenger RNA from Corylus avellana, 978 nucleotides. NCBI's taxonomy places the organism in Eukaryota, Viridiplantae, Streptophyta, Magnoliopsida, Fagales, Betulaceae. The record is from RefSeq and is a predicted model, not a curated record.